CGCCCACUUACGUUGAAUUCACAAAUGCGUAGUACGUUGAUCCUCCUGUCCAAAACAAAAUGAGAUCCAGUAACAAGAAACGAAUGCGCAUUUCAUAUUCUUUCAUGAUAAUUUGAUAUUUGGUAUAAUGUUUCAUCCCAUCCUUGUAGGAGCAUCACGCCAUCCGGCCCGGAUAAGCACGGUCUAGUUGUCCGAAAUCAAAGGACACUUCUAAGGCAAUAGGCAACCUUGAUGACGAUUCCUAUUUUCUUAUUUUUGUGACCCAUUUCCUACAAUCUGACAGAAAGCAAAUGGCCUUUAUUGAGGCUUAAAUUUACUUCCCAUAGCUUUUCUGUUGCGGUCCAAGCGGCCUUGCCUCUACUAGCGUCUUGAGAACCUUGAAAAUGUUAACAAUCAUAAGCUACAAUACCGGAACUCCUAAAAUAUGAACUUCAAGAAGGCUCGACAAGAACAAAAAAAAAAUAACGCGUUGAUAACUAACCACCCGUUGGCCGCAAGAAUCGAAACUUUUCACUGUUCUCCUCCUCUCACUAUUCAUCAGAUUCCCGCCCCAUCCCGAAACUUGUUUACAAGGAAAGUCGGGCAAGAUACGACGAGAAAAACACGAUCACACGCAGGAAGACGACGUGUAGGGCUUAAUAUAUAAACAACCCGGCUACAAGUUCUUGGCGUCAUUCCUGUUUCGUCGGCCAAACAGUAUCAAACUCGCAGCAUUCGCAUCCAGAACAUACCAUCGGUGACAGUAAACAGUUACUCCAGUGAUUUAUGAAGACUGUCUUACCACUCUGCACAACAUUAAAGCUGCACAAUGCUUGUCGUUUUGACGGAAAGGCUUGCCCCAAUCUUGGAAUGGCUCAAAAGCGUCGCUGGAUAUAGCGUGGUUGAAUCGAACUGGAAGGCAUUAAACGUUUCUAAUACACAAAGGAAUAAGGAUCAAUCCCUUAUCGACUGCAAUCCCCGGAUGAAUUAUUCUGUUCCGUUAGCUACUGGUCAGUCGUCAUCGCUGUUGGAUCUGUCUACUAAUCCAGAUGAUUGGAUUCUACUUGACGGCAGUAAAGUGUCGGUGAGUUUGUUGAUAAAUAACCUUUUUAUGAGACUUUCUAACCUGUCUUCCAAUUCGAAGAAGGAUCUAUGCCGAAAGUUAGGGGGGGCCAAUGGCCAGCAGGAUGUUUAUGUGCUGGGUGUUUCCUACAGUGACGCACAAUCUUUUUCUGGUUGUCGAGAUUAUCCUAAGGCCAAUUGCCACACUUUGCCUCGCUGCCGAAGUUACCGAUUGCGAAAAACUCAAUUGAUGGCCGAGCCGUUCGACACGCUUUCAUCAAUAACUUGUCGGACCAAUAAUGAAAGCCGCACACUUUACUUCAGUCGGCAUGGCGAGAGCGAGUACAACGUUCUCGGAAAAGUUGGAGGCGACGCGGACCUUUCCCCGCGGGGCUAUCAGUACGCGGAUAGUUUAGCCGAGUACGUCAACGGUACUUUGGGCAACACUCCUGGAUUCAAACUGUGGACUUCUUGUUUGAAACGCACCAUUCAAACGGCUAAAAACAUUGAAGCUCCUCGAGAACAUCUGGAUGCGCUUAAUGAACUCGAUACUGGCGUUUGUGACGGACUCACUUACGAAGAGAUUGCUGAACGCUAUCCAAUCGAGUUUGCUGCUCGCGACGACGACAAAUUUCAUUAUCGUUAUCCAGAAGGCGAAUCUUAUUUUGAUCUGCUCCUUCGCGUCAAGCCUGUCCUGGACCGGCUGAAGGUCGAAAACAAUGUUCUGGUGAUCGCACACCAAGCAGUUCUGCGCUGCCUUUUGGCAGCCUUGCUCAAAAAAGAUGAAAAAGAACUGCCCUACAUUCAUACACCACUCCAUACAGUGAUGCGACUGUCGUUUAAACCUGCCGAUGGCGGUUGCCAUCUGGACCUUAUCCCGCUGAGCAUCGAAUGUGUCGAAACGCACAGAGCCAAACCCGAGAAUUGCAGUCUCACACGAACCCCUGAGGAGGCCCUGGUUACUGUUCCUGCCCAUUUCUAAUGCAAUAUGUUUCAGGCAUGGAAGGAAUAUGUUUGGCACGAUUCUCUGGCGUAGAUUUGUUUUAAUCGAUGGGGUUUCGCGUGUACGGUCGAUUUCUCUCAUCCUUGAUUAUUUUCCAUAUUAUAACCAUUUUUUAUACAUAUAUAUAUAUCUGUGAUUAUAUUCGCAUAAUGUACUGAGUGCUUCAAUAACUUAAAAGUAUAUUCGGGGAUUCUUUUUGUUUCUUUUAUAAAUAUGCAAAAGAGAAUACAACUCUGGUUAAAUGGCUUUAA
Daphnia pulicaria is the source of this 2295-nucleotide messenger RNA. RefSeq names its product 6-phosphofructo-2-kinase/fructose-2,6-bisphosphatase-like. The coding region runs from base 809 to 2023 and encodes 404 amino acids. The transcript has 7 exons. Gene Ontology annotation, cellular component: cytosol. Gene Ontology annotation, molecular function: ATP binding; fructose-2,6-bisphosphate 2-phosphatase activity; 6-phosphofructo-2-kinase activity. NCBI's taxonomy places the organism in Eukaryota, Metazoa, Arthropoda, Branchiopoda, Diplostraca, Daphniidae. Gene Ontology annotation, biological process: fructose 2,6-bisphosphate metabolic process. The record is from RefSeq and is a predicted model, not a curated record.